AUGAUCCUCAUCUUCCAGGGGGACUCUGGUCCGGCUUUAGAUCCGUACUGGGCGCGCCAGUGGAAGAUGACCAAGGUCGACGACCCAGUCACCGCGCCCCAAUGUAUCGCGCACAGAGGCUACAAAGCCAAGUAUCCCGAAAACUCCAUGGCAGCGUUUAGAGGCGCCGUGUCCGCCGGCGCCCACGCUAUAGAAUCGGAUCUCCACCUCACGAGAGACGGAGUCGUGGUUCUGUCUCAUGACGGGACCUUGAAGAGAUGCUUUGGCGUCGACAAGAGGAUCGACGACUGCGACUGGGACUACAUAAGCACUCUCCGGACGUUACGCGCACCGCAUGAGCGCAUGCCCAGGCUUUCCGAACUCCUCGCCUUCCUGACGGAAGAUGGCCACGAGGAUGUGUGGCUACUCUUGGAUAUCAAACUCGAUGAUGACUGCGAGGAGCUGAUGCGCCGAACAGCCGACACCGUCGCGGCGUGCCCCCAGCGCAACGCGAGACCCUGGAACGAAAGGAUAAUAUUUGGCUGUUGGAAUCUCGCUAACGCCGGGGGUGUAAACCCCACCACAGCAAGCCUACAUCGCAAAAGCGCGCGCCUUCCUCCCCGCCUUCCCCUCUCCCACAUCGGCUUCUCCCUCCCCUACGCCAACCGCCUCCUCCCCGCCCACCCCAACCUCUCCUUCAACCUCCUCCAAAUUGUCCUCGCCGGGCCCCUCGGCCCCCGCUUCCUCCUCUCCGCCCGCUCCUCCCGCCGCCCCGUCUUCGCCUGGACCGUGAACCGCGAGCGCUGGAUGGAGUGGGCCGUCCGCGCCCGCGUCGACGGCGUCAUCACCGAUAACCCCGCCCUGUACCUCGAAGUCUGCGCGCGCUGGCUCCGCGAGGAAGAGUCCCGCCGCCAGGCCCCGCCGCCCGGCGGAAGAAGCGUCGUUCGGAAAGCUGCUAGGUUCGGUAAGAGGAGGGGCUUGGUGAGCGAUGCCCUGAGCAUGGCUGGUCUCUUGUGCAUGAACCUCUUCGCCGCUUGUAUUUCUGUCCUCUUCACCAUCAUGGGUCGUUAUGACCGUGUCACGAUAAAACCAAGGGCAAAGACACGCUAG
Messenger RNA from Parascedosporium putredinis, 1089 nucleotides. NCBI's taxonomy places the organism in Eukaryota, Fungi, Ascomycota, Sordariomycetes, Microascales, Microascaceae. The record is from the annotation of a GenBank genome assembly.